This is a messenger RNA of Phragmites australis (common reed), 2831 nucleotides long. Its product is annotated as YTH domain-containing protein ECT4-like. Gene Ontology annotation, molecular function: mRNA binding. The transcript is spliced from 10 exons. The record is from RefSeq and is a predicted model, not a curated record. The coding region runs from base 313 to 2217 and encodes 634 amino acids. Lineage: Eukaryota; Viridiplantae; Streptophyta; Magnoliopsida; Poales; Poaceae. Gene Ontology annotation, cellular component: cytoplasm. Gene Ontology annotation, biological process: mRNA destabilization.
CCUGAAUCAAAACCACACCCAAAAAUCGCCAUCCACCAGAAAAAAGGAAAGCUUCAACCCAUUAACCCCCUCGCCGAAACUCGCCGCCGUCUCCUUCGCCUUUUACCUCCGCACCGGCGCACCGUCUCCCUAGCCUUCGCCUACGCCCUCGCCGCCGCGGCCACUGUCCUCCUCUCCUCGUUGUCUGCCCGCCUCCGCCCGGCGGGCCGGAGCAGGCUAGGCUUCCAGCGUCCCCAGGUCCCCUUCCCGGUCGAGCUGGAGGACACGCGGAGCAGCCCCGGGUUCUUCUGCGGCGAGCUGUGGUGUGGCCUCAUGGAGCCCAAGGGCGAGCUGGGCCAGAAGCCUAUCGAAGAAGCAAUGGGCAGCUUGAAGAUUGAUGCUAGCACGAAGGCAAGCAACGUCAACUUGCCUGCUAAGAAAGACACAAGUUCUUCUGAUGCAAUAUCUUGCAUUUCCUUGGGCGACGCAGCUAGUACUGUGAAGGAAAGUGAAAUGAACCAAGAAGCUUCUGUUGGGGACCAAGGGAUGUAUUACUACGGAUAUUACUAUCCAGACUCGUCUGGAGGAUGGGAUGAGAAUGGCUACUUUGUUGGAUAUAAUGGCCAAGAGAUGCAUCCAGUAGUGGUUCAAGCUGACAAUGGGUCAUAUUUGUGUUACCUUCCGGGUUAUGAAAAUGGAUAUGCUUCUUAUAGUCCGGUUGUUCCUGGAGCCAUUACUGGUGUGGAUGGUCAAUAUGUCAGCAAAGAGCCUUAUUACUCCACUGCAAUUCCAAUGCAGGAUCCUAGUACACCUGGCAUUUUUGCUCAACAAAUUGCUUAUGGGCCUGAACUAGUCCCUUCAUACUCAUGGGACCCUUCUUUUGUUCUUCUGGAUGGUGUUCAGGGACAUCCUGCUGGUGUUUAUCAAACAAAUUACCCUUCAAGACCAAAAUACUCUUCUAAUAAGCAUGCUGUUCCAUCGUCGAAAGCUACCUGCAGUGCAAAAUCUGCACCAGAUACUAUAAAAGGAUCAUCAUCAGCUUUAGACACUGUACCAAAUUCUCCUAAUAGCAGCCCAUCAUCGAAGGGUGCAAAUAAGGCAUCUGGUGCUUCCAUAACAAAAGGGUAUCAUCCGUCUAGCAAGUUUUUGGUGCAUAGUAACCAAGGAGAAAACAGCAUUUAUCAAAGUAAAGGCAUCAAUGUGAAAGAAAGUGGUAGAAGCUGGAACAGCAGCGAGAAGCUUAAGGCGAGAAGUAAACUAAAUGGACAUGGUGAUUGUGAUAUAUCUAACGAGAAUUACCACAUUGAGAACUCGAAACACAGUUUGAGCCCUCGAGCUGAUAUUGUUGGAUUGUCAAGUGCAGGAGAUGAUAAUGAUAGCAUACCUUCACCUGUCGCAAUAAGCAAAAAUGCAUAUAAUCUUCCAGAUUUUGUUACAAAGUAUGAGCAAGCUCUAUUCUUUGUGAUCAAAUCUUACAGUGAAGAUGAUGUUCACAAGAGUAUCAAAUACAAUGUCUGGGCAAGCACUCCUAAUGGAAAUAAAAGGCUUGAAAAUGCCUAUAGACUUGCACAAGAAAGGAUGGCAGAAAAAGGAACAAAAUGUCCUGUUUUCUUUUUCUUCUCGGUUAAUGCAAGUGGUCAGUUUUGUGGUGUGGCUGAGAUGGUUGGUCCUGUAGAUUUCAAUAGGAAUAUGAACUUCUGGCAACAGGACAAGUGGAAUGGUUUCUUCCCGGUAAAAUGGCACAUUAUCAAGGAUGUGCCGAAUCCACAAUUUCGCCACAUAAUUUUGGAUAACAAUGAGAACAAGCCUGUGACAAACAGCAGGGACACUCAAGAGAUCAAAUUCCCACAAGGUACAGAGAUGUUGAAUAUUUUCAGGAACUUCUCAUGUAAAACAUCAAUAUUGGAUGACUUUGACUUCUACGAAAAUAGGCAGAAAGUAAUGCAGGACAGAAGAGGAAAGCCAGUUAUGACAUCAUUUGAUCACCCAUUGCCAAAAGCCAAAAAAACUGCAGAAAUUGAAAAGCAAACUCAAUUCAUAAGUGCCACAGAGCUCGAUAGAACCAAGAGCAAUGAGGAGCAGAGCUACAAUGUCGUGAUGGUGUUUGAUACAACCAAGAGGAAUGAAGAGCAGAGCAACAAUGUUACUGCAACGGUACUUGAAACAACCAAGAUAAAUGAGGAGCAACCCAACAAGGUCGCAUUGCAACAGAAUGAUCAUGACAGUUGGGGUACUUGAACUGGGAGAAAUGAGAUAGUCUCUAAAAAUGUACUUCAGCCUGAAACGAUUAGUUUGCUGUGUCAUUCAUCAUGUGAUCUCUUCCAUUUUCUCAUGCAAGCGGAAAGGCAAAAAAAAAAAAAGGGAAGCCAUGGAACUGCCUUCCCAUGAGAAAUGUUCAAUGACUGGGAAGUAAAGGUUCCAGGACACAUUUAGGUAGAGACCUACCAAUCAUGUAUGUGUUAUUUCUGGAGCUAAGGCAUUAGAGCGCCCUCCUUGUCGAUUUUUUCAUCUCGGAGGGUAUUUUACUUCAUUUUCUUGUGUUGCAUCUUUUUUCCUUCUAAUUAUACUGCUGAGGUUUUGCGAAGCAGUUUGCGCUGUGGUCCAAAGAAGCCAGUUUGCCUCAUGGCUGGGUGUUUUUAGGAAAUGUUUGUUGAUGUGUGGGUUGUCUUCUAGGAUUUGGUAUGUGUGAGAUGUUCUUUGAGAAUCUGUGUACUUGUUUUAGAAUCUGACAUAGAAGAAAAGGGACAAAAAAUGAUGGUGAGGGAUUAGGAAUUUCUAGAAUUACCGUGUACAAUAACCUCACCAUGUAUUCCAGUUUUUUCAUUAUCAAGAAAAGGAGCAUUUUUUUUAAA